AUGCUCACCUCCACUGUUAAAUUUGCCAUUCUCUUGUUUGUUACGGCGGCCCUUGCUUCGGUACUGGAGCUGGAUACGUCCAACUUUGAUGAUGUGGUUUUGAACUCUGACAAACAUACGCUAGUGAAGUUUUAUGCCUCAUGGUGCAGUCAUUGUUCCAAGCUUGAACCUGUUUGGGAGGAGCUAGCAACAGCUUACGAGAAAGAGCCAAAUGUACAAAUUGCUCGCAUUGAUGCCGACAAACACCAAAAGGUGGGUAAGCGGUAUGGUAUUAAUGGAUAUCCGACUAUAAAAUUGUUCAAGAAGGAUGACGUUCAGCAUCCCAUUGAGUUUGAGGGCGCGAGGUCUAUCGAGGCCUUCAACAACUUCAUUUCUGCCCACACUGGAGUAAAACCGCGUAGCUCUCCAGCUAGUCCAGUAAUGAAGCUGACAGAUUUGAACAUCGAGGAUGUUGUUGGCGGCAAAGAUGCAUUUAUUGCUGUCACGGCAGAUUGGUGUGGCCAUUGCAAGAAUCUCAAGCCAACCUGGCAAAAACUUGCACAAAUCUACCAAAGCGACUCUGAUAUCGUCGUUAUUGGGCAAGUCCAGGUUACAGAUCCCGAACCAUCUGAUUGGAUCAAGGAAAAGUUCGAGAUUCGCUCGUUUCCGACCUUGCUUUACGUCAAGAAUGGAGACUUGCAAAAUCCAGAAUUCUAUGAAGGUCCAAGAACCCUUUCUGCAUUCACUGAGUUCGUCAACGAACGAGCUGGUACUACAAGGGCCGAGGACGGUGGUCUUCACCCGGACGCUGGCCUGCUUCACUCCUUGGACGACCUGGUGUCCACAUUUGUUGGCUCACCAAAACAUGAGCGCGUGAAGCUAGCCAAUAAAUUGACGGAAGCACUCAACGAUCUUAAAAGCCAAAACAAAUAUGCCAAAGAAAUCAGAUAUUACCUCAAACUAGUCAACAGUCUAGUCAACGGCCCUUACGACUUCAUUCCUCGCGAGAUUGCGAGACUUGAGAAAAUGCUGGGCGAAGAUUUAGCUCCUGAGGCCAGAGACUCAGCACUUCUCAGACUAAACAUAUUGAGAUACUUCAACAGCUGUAUUACACCAAAUACCUAUAAAUAGGAAUCACCAUGUGACGGCAUAUUUGCGUGCAUUUCUCACCAGCUCGGGGAAUACUUUUCCUUUGCCAAUGGUUUCUUGUAGAAUUGGCUUGACAUUAAGAGGAGUACACCGCGCAAACCACACAAAUUCUCCCUCGCGAUUAUAAAUAAGCACAUUGGCAGCAAACUUGUGGCCUCCAACAUGAUUCACAAAGAUCACUGGAACCCCACCGGGUCUGUCAUCUCCUGGAUCUCGAUAUAGCUCCAGCUCACGGAGCUGGGAAUCGAAUUCUUUCUUCAUGAUAGGAGCCGUGAUGCCACACUUCUUAUCUCUUGUACGGUGGGAACAGAGCAUAAUAUAUGACUUACUCUGGUCUUUCUCAAUAGUGCAACCAUUCACUGAUUCUGGAAGUGGUUUUUGACCGACAAAUGUACUAAUUAACUCUGUCAGAACAUCUUCACAAUUUUCUAUGGUAAUCCCCUUGCACCACACGAAAUAUGGCAGGAGCAGCACGUCGCAUUUCUCCUGUUUGCUGUAAGCCUCGAAUUCAUUAGUGUUUAAUGCCAAGGAAGUAGUGUUGAUCUUUGUCGAGAUGUUGAAUUUUUUGGAUAUUACGCCAUUGACAGUCUGAGAUAUUUUGGCCAACACAGUGUUUGGGGCGUCAAACGCAUCGUGGCUCCAAUCGGUUUUCCCUGUGGAUACCAAAACAUGCAAGUCAGGAGCUUUGGCACUCUCCCAAAGUGGCGUAGCGACAGCAGCGGGCGAGAGUUUGAAACAAGAUUCAGAGUAACGGGUGUGACACUCGGAAGCAUCGCAUGUUGCAGGUUCGUUUGACACCGGCACAACCUUGGAGACGGCCUCGACUGUUGCAUCAGAGCCAUUGAAAAACUUCUUGAGUACAAACAUUAUGUCGAUCUCUUCAUUAUCCUACUCGCCCUGUAUAUUUAUGAGAAAAAAAAUCCUUAUCGUUCUGAUCUCCGGCUUUUUCAAUUAUGGAAAACACCGAAAUCCAGAAAAAGCCACACAGAAAUAAUACGGGCUCAAUCUUCACAGUCCGCAGAAGAAAGGAUGUCGUACUCAUCCAUUAGUGAAUUGUCGUCUGCUGAAUGACAUGUGUCAGAAAGAUCUCCGUCCACCAUAACAAAUUCCGGUUCCGACUCUUUUAAAUUGCUGCAAGUUUCUUCCAGAUGUUUUCUAGGCGCGGAUUUCGGGUCAGAGACGUCAACAAGCAAAGACAGCGCAUUGCUCGAAUUGAAAUCUAAGCUUCCCUUUGCCGCCAGUGUCUGAUCCUCCCAAACUUCUAGGGUGAACCCUAAAGUGCCAUUUAUGGUCGAACCGGUGCUGGAAAACAAAUCACCCCAGUCUGCAGUAUCGAGCAUCAAAUACCGAGUACUCCCAUUCUUGAACACAUUUGGCGUAAUCAUGAAUGUCUUCGUGACCUCUCCAAUAACUGUUUUGAGAUCGGGUUUCAAGAUAUCGCGCGCAAGCCGAUUGGUAAAUGCCAGCUGAAGUAUCCUCGAAUUCUGCUUCGUGCAAGAAACCUCGAUGCCUUUAGCACCUGCGUUGUAGUUUUUCAUCAUAUUGUGAUCUUCAAUCAGUUGGACAAGCAAGGGAACCUUUUCGUCCUCAGGAGCAUCCACCAUCUCCAAAAGAGAGUCGAACUGAGCACACUUGAAAGCCAACUCUUUUAACUUCUCGCCAUUAUUUGCCCCCAAAUUUAGUAAAUCGUUUGAAACGUUAUUGUCGUAAACAUGAGCUGAUUCAACAGAUAGCAAUGGAGACAUGGUGUUCAUGUCCAUCCCAGAUAAAGUCUGAUCAAUCGGAUUGGAACUUGAUUCGCUAGCAAGGUCUAUCCUUAGCAGUUGAUGCUGAAUCGUGUGGUCGUUGAUCUCCACUUUUUUAGCCUUGCAAUUCAAACAUAGAUCAAAAUCUGCACAUUGUGUACAUUUGUACCGGGUGUCAGUAAUGUGAGCAUCGCAUCCGUCACAGAAGACCUUUCUAUAGGUAGACUUGAAUUCAGAACUCUUGGAUGUUUCAUUCAUUUUCAAAAUGAUUCUCGAUAAAUUGGUGUCCACCAAGCUUCCCAGGAACUUGAGAAUGUCCAGGUUACUCAGAUUGUUUGAGAUUGAGUUGCUCAGGUUUCUGAGAUUUGUGUUGUCGUGACUGCUAAAUAAGUCCUCAAUACGUUUCAGGAUCUUCUGAACCUCGGCCGUGUAGUCAAUACCUUCUUUUUCCUCUUCAGAGGCGGACUUGAUGAAGACGUUUAACUUCAAGUGACUCUUUACAGUUAAACUCCUUUUCAAGCUGGAAAAAUCAUCAACGGAAGCAAGUUCCACAUAGCGGCCUGAUUUCUUACUCUUCCUUUGCAACUGGAUGUUCUCUGUCGAAGAAGAGGCUAAUGUGCUCUUUAGUUGAGGUGCUGAUGCGUGAGAGUAAAUUUCCCGUAAAAUCUGUUCCUUGGACAGCAAUUUAUUUCUGUCAGUAGUAAAAACCAGUUUCCGUGUGAUACCAUCACCGAUAAUUGUCGCCUUGACGGCAAUGUUGAUACCGGAAAAAUGCCCGUUAUUCAUAUCGUAACCCAUUCAGCACCAAUCCCAAGUUCCUUUGCAAACCAAGUCCGUCAAACCGAGCCGUAAUUAUCACGUCAACCCAAAAGCGUAAAGUAAAAACUUG
Ogataea polymorpha is the source of this 3762-nucleotide messenger RNA. RefSeq lists its product as uncharacterized. NCBI's taxonomy places the organism in Eukaryota, Fungi, Ascomycota, Pichiomycetes, Pichiales, Pichiaceae. Gene Ontology annotation, molecular function: protein disulfide isomerase activity. The record is from RefSeq and is a predicted model, not a curated record. Gene Ontology annotation, biological process: protein folding. The transcript has a single exon. The coding region runs from base 1 to 1110 and encodes 369 amino acids. Gene Ontology annotation, cellular component: endoplasmic reticulum.